AAUUUCUCUCUCGCCGCCGCUAGGGUUUCCCACAACGGCGUGCGAGCCUCUCACCUAGGUGCUUCUCCUUGGUUUUUUCAGGGCCCCUCUUCCUCUACGUCUUAUCCUUUGUCUCGAUUUCUCUAUCCCCUUCUUGGAUCUUGGCGUAGAGGAGAGAUCGGGGCGCAGGCGGUGAAGGGACCUGGUGCAGGGCGCGCGCACGGGGUGCGAAUGUGGGCAUGGGCAAAGGUGCAAGCUUGGGGCGCGGCAAGGGCAGGGGCGUGGUGCAGCAGGAGGCUCGUCUGGGUGCAGCAGGCGGCUCGUUUGUGGGUGGACCCUGUGUUUUCCAGAUCUAGAAGAGCUUUGGUUUUUGCACAUGCUGAGCAUCAUAUUCCUCUUUGAAACAAUGCACUCCACUAUUGCGAUGCCUCUGUUUUGCUUAGAUCUAGGGUAUCCGAGUGGUAGUCAUUGGAGGCUGAUUGGUUUUUUCAGUCGUAAGCCCAAGGAAAAGGAUGAGGUUGGUAAAGUCGCUACGGGGAAGAAUGUUGCUUCAGUCUUAAGGGGCUCUAGUUCCCUUAUUGAAAUUUGGCAACAAGGGUUUGCAAAGGAUUGGAAUAGGACGACAUAUAGUGGGUUGGGGACUGCUGAUGUCGAAUUUUCCCUGCUCUCCCCGUGAAGCUGGCUAAAUAGGUGAGGACGUCCAGUAGUUUCAGACACUCAUAGCGACCUCCUUUUCUACUUUUGUAGCCCUAUUUUAGCCUAUACAACGAUUGUAGCUAUAAUCUUUAGUUACAGAUGGCCCUUUCCGCUUAAUUGUUCAUAUAUGUCAUGGGCACAGUUUAAAUUUAUUACUAAUGCUGUAAGUUAUGUUUCUGUCCUUAAUAUGGCUAUAAUGCCUUGCUAGAGAUUCAUCUGUAAUCUCCUUAUAUUUAAUAUAAUUUUUUAUUUUCU
Molecule: messenger RNA, 930 nt
Organism: Rubroshorea leprosula
Lineage: Eukaryota; Viridiplantae; Streptophyta; Magnoliopsida; Malvales; Dipterocarpaceae
Source: the annotation of a GenBank genome assembly